This is a messenger RNA of Hibiscus syriacus, 1520 nucleotides long. RefSeq lists its product as uncharacterized. The record is from RefSeq and is a predicted model, not a curated record. NCBI's taxonomy places the organism in Eukaryota, Viridiplantae, Streptophyta, Magnoliopsida, Malvales, Malvaceae. Gene Ontology annotation, biological process: signal transduction.
AAAUAAUUUUGAAACAGCCAAAUAAAGAAAAGUAGCAGUCCACUUUCGACUUUCGCUAUCACCUGCCGAUUCAACUCUCAGAAAAAGGAAAGUUCGUCUUUGAUCUUCGCAUCCUUUAAGCUAACACCAAAAGUUGAUAUUUCGUUAUUGAUUAUUUUCUCGUAUUCGUUAAUCGGAAUCGAUGCCUUCAGCCGCGUCGCAGCAGUGGCAAGAGAAGGCGACUGGUUUUUUCUCUUUCUCAGGGGUGAAGCUGAAGGAAGCUAGCCAAACAGCCGGAACGUUUGUCGGAGAAGUCGCCAAGGAUGCCAAAGGCAACGUCUCUGACGUGGCGGAACGAUUUGGUUCCUUGGUCAAAAACCGAUGGACGAUUCUCCGGCAGCCCGCGACGAGGAGGCAUGCUGUGCAAGAGAGUCUUAUAUGCGCGGCUGCAACGACUGGAACCCUUCUGAGGAAAGGCAUCACCGGGACUAAAGACAAGGUUGUUGUUGGGAAAACAAAAGUUGAGGAGGGCAAAAAAAAGACGGCACAGAAAAGCAAGAUAAUUUUGACUGAUAUAGAACGAUGGCAGAAGGGUGUUGCCAGCACUGACGUAUUUGGAGUACCUAUUGAGGUUACUGUGCAACGGCAGCAAGCCAGCAAGCCCAUCCCUCUGAUAUUGGUGAAAUGUGCAGAUUAUCUCGUGUUAUCAGGUCUAAAUUCUCAAUACUUGUUUAAAGCUGAAGGAGAUAAGAAGGUCAUUGAGCAGUUGGUUACUGCAUACAACCAAGAUUUUAAUGCUUCCAUACCAGAGGGUGUGAAUCCAAUUGAUGUAGCAGCUCUAACCAAAUAUUACAUUGCUAGUCUUCCUGAGCCAUUGACUACCUUUGAGCUUUAUGACGAGAUCAAAGGUGCCCGUUCUAGCAUUCAUGCUAUGAGAAAUGUACUCAAGAAGCUUCCAAGCGUAAACUACAUGACUCUCGAGUUCAUCACUGCAUUGCUGCUUCGUGUUAGCCAGAAAUUGGUCCUUAAUAAGAUGGAUUCACGAAGCCUUGCCAUGGAAAUAUCCCCUGUUAUUAUGUGGCAGAAGGAUCGGAAACCAGAAUCAUAUAGGAAAUACUGGAGUCAUCCACCCAAAAGUCCUUCCAAUGGUACCAUGGAUCCAACCCCUGCUUUUAGUGCAUGGGACAUGCUUGCUGACGAGGGAGAAGAUAUGGAUGCUUCCUCCCACAUUCCUUUAGAUGAUGCUACGCCGGUCGAUUUCGGUGCCAUCGAGGUUAUUCAAAGCCUUAUAGAACAACACAAUCCCAUAUUCACGGAUGGUAACGAGACGGUCUGGAGAUGAUCGAGACAUUGUCUCCGGGUAUGAAGUUCGAGAUUUGAUCAAGUUGAUUGGUUUACAGUAGUGGAUAAUUUUUGUUGGCCGUCAAAUCUGGGAAAGCACUUUCAUUUGUGCCUGUACAUUUUAGUCGUUAGUGGAUACUUGUUUGUAUUUGGAGAUGAAAAUGAAAUUACCUCAAAGGGACUGACUGCUUUGAACUGAA